AAAACCUAGUUCACUCUGUUCAUAACAGAUUGUAGUUUUGGGAACAGAAAACUGAAUUGAGAUCAAAUGUUCCAUCGAUGAGAACUUGCAGAAUUUCGGUCAAAAUCCAUCUUCUCCCACUGCUGGCCACUGAGCUUCCUCUUACUACCAAUGUCAGGCGGUUGCUUCACAUUUAUUUAGAUGUUUUGUUAUUAUUAUUUUUUUUUUUCAUACUUCACAUUCAUACAUCCGAUGAAAUAUCUGUCUCAUUGUUCUAUCUGUGUUACCGGUGUCCAUCGUUAGUCAGUGCGCAGGUUGAUUUCCUUCCCGCAGUGUCCGGGGGGAGGAGCCAAACAAUAGAAUACCUCGGAGCUCGACAGCAGACAGAUGAAAUAGCUACUGUACUGAGUGGUUACUAAGUGACUCACCAAAGCGAUACAUUGUGUCUGUCGACUCACUUGUUGUCAUUUUGAAUCCUCUGCAGAGAUGACCUCACUUAGCUAGUGUCCUGACCUCUCAGUCCCAGAGAGAGUCCCCAGCCAGGCUACCUGCCGUGAAAGGACCAGUCAUUGGACAGUAUAGUGACAGUGUGCUGUGUCUACUAGCAUCAUGGCUGCCAGCCAGCAGAAAGGCACUGCAGUUCUGGAAAGUUCAGCAGAGGGAAAGAGAACGGAACUCAGGGCUAAUGAAGUACUGAAGAAAUGCUCAUGGGCCUCUUACAUGACCAACUCCCCCACUGUGAUUGUGAUGAUUGGUCUUCCUGCCAGAGGGAAAACCUACAUGUCCAAGAAGCUAACCCGCUACCUCAACUGGAUAGGAGUGCCAACCAAGGUAUUCAACCUGGGGGUCUACAGGCGAGAGGCUGUGAAAGCCUACAAGUCCUAUGACUUCUUCAGACACGACAACGAGGAGGCCAUGGAAAUCAGGAAGCAGUGUGCUCUGGUGGCUCUGCAGGAUGUCAAAGCGUAUCUGGCUGAAGAGGGGGGUCAAAUCGCUGUCUUUGAUGCCACAAACACCACCCGAGAGAGGAGAGAAUUACUCCUUAGUUUUGCAAAGGAACAUGCUUACAAGGUGUUUUUUGUGGAGUCAUUGUGUGACGACCCUGAUGUCAUUGCUGCUAAUAUUAUGGAUGUGAAGGUGUCCAGCCCAGACUACCCAGAAAGAGACAGAGAGAGUGUGAUGGAGGACUUCCUGAAGAGAAUAGAAUGUUAUAAAGUCAUGUACCAACCAUUAGACCCAGAUGAACACGACAAGGACCUGUCCUUCAUCCAGGUCAUCAACGUGGGCCGGAGCUUCCUGGUAAACAAGGUGCAGGACUACAUCCAGAGCAAGAUCGUGUACUACCUGAUGAACAUCCACGUGCACUCUCACUCUAUCUACCUGUGUCGGCACGGAGAGAGCGAACACAACGUGGAGGGACGCAUCGGGGGCGAUGGAAUGCUGUCUGUUCAAGGGAAAAAGUUUGCUGGAGCGCUGAAGGGUUUUGUGGAGCAGCAUGGUCUGACAGACCUCAAGGUGUGGACCAGCCAGCUGGGACGGACUAUCCAGACUGCUGAAGAGCUCGGGGUGCCCUACGAGCAGUGGAAGAUACUCAACGAGAUCGAUGCCGGUGUGUGUGAGGAGAUGACCUAUGAGAUGAUUGAGGAAACCUUCCCUGCGGAGUUUGCCUUAAGAGAUCAGGACAAGUACCACUACCGCUACCCAGGAGGAGAGUCCUACCAGGACCUGGUGCAGAGGUUAGAGCCGGUCAUCAUGGAGCUGGAAAGACAAGGCAACGUGCUGGUUAUCUGUCACCAGGCUGUCAUGCGCUGCCUGCUCGCUUACUUCCUGGAUAAGAGUGCUGAUGACCUGCCCUACUUGAAGUGUCCCCUCCACACAGUUCUAAAGCUCACCCCUGUGGCUUACGGUUGUAAAGUGGACAUGUUUGACCUCAAAGUGGAGGCUGUGAACACUCACCGGGACAGGCCAUUAGAUAAAGUCCGUAAUGACGUUGUUCCCACCACAUUCCUCCGGAGGAACAGUUUCACCCCGCUGUCCAGUCACGACCAGGUGAAGCGACCGCGCCUCUACAGCGCCGGCAACCCACCUCAAUCUCGACGGCCCCUGGCCCCCUUUAUACCCAGCAUGCAGUCCUUCGAGGACCCUGAGGGAGCAGAGUUGACACGAAGCCAAGAGUCUCUCAACUGCUUCAGCCCAGGGGACUCAGAAGAUGCUGUUCGCAGUUGAAGAGGACAGAGACUGGGGGCUCCACUCCCCAACAUCCUCUCUGCUAUCAGACCUGGGUUCAAAUACUAUUUUAAAUGUUUGUACAUAGCUUGAAUGUUUGCUUUAGCCUGCCAGGAGUGCCAGAUGGGCAGUGUUUGCACUUUGGGGGCUUUUCUAUUGAUUUCAUUUCAACAUGCAAGCACAGCUGAAGUAUUUGACAUGAUUUCAAAUAGUAUUUCAACACAGGUGCCCUCUGUAUGUACCUACUGUACCGCUCAGGCCUGCUACAUACCAUGCCAGCCUUACCAGUUUGAUUGUCAAGCAGUGGUUCAAGCACAACACCUCAGCCACAAAUGGUCACAGCGUGUGGUUGUUGUAGUGGCCAAAAUUUGUUCUACAGCUGUUUAGUUUCUGUUGACAUCUGUUAGAUAGAUAUUGUGGUUGUGUUAGGGUGAAGAGCGAGAUGAUUUGAGAAAAACAUGGCCUUGCUUGCACACACACUUAUCAACAUUCAAAGUUGAAUUUACUCUAAACAGAACUUUGGGAUGUUUAAAUAGAGGAUAUCUUUGAGGAAAUUUGUCUUAGUGUAAAAUAAAUUGUAUAAAUCUACUAAGUCCCUUAUGGAAGGGGUUGCCACAUGGUAACACUGAACAUUUUAUAAAAAACAAAGCACUUACUAGAAACACUGUCUUAUCCUUUGUCUAUAAUGUAUAAUUACUUAAGCUCUUAUGAAUAAUAUAUGUACCUCUUAAAUUGGAUAGUUGAAUAUCAUCGUUUUUGAACAGCCUUGUGACCAACUGUUAUUCCUCCGUUAGGCUGAAAGACCACCAUACAGGAUUUAACAUUUCAGCUCAGGGAUUCAUGUUAUUGGUUAGUCACAUGUUACUGUCACAGGUUACAUUUCUGUGUGUGUAUAGUUCACAUUUUACUCUGCAAUUCGGUUACAUAUUUAUCGUCAUGUUAUGAAAUACCAAUUUAUUUGCAUUAUAGAUGCAUCCAUUACACGUCUUCAGCUAAAAUGGCAACUACUACUGUAGUUCCAGUUAAUGCCAGCAUUUAUUCUUACAUUUGUUAAAAGGACAUUGUGUUUUUACUUUUCCUAACGUUAUCUGCAUGAUUUUGAAUUCUGGAAAAGCACAGCAUAAGGAAAGAAACUGUAGGUACGUUCAUACUUAAACUUCACUGAUCUUGCCCAGCUAUGUGUAUCUUAUUGUUAAUUACUGCUAUAAUUAUAUAUGUUAAAUGUGAUGCUGCUCUAAAGUGCCUCUGUGACUGUGUUUAGUAGCAUUACUUUUGUGGCUCUUGCAAGGCUAUGUUAUUAUAUAAAUAGGCAGAAAACCGUAGCCUGUAAGACUACAGUAUACUGAUCUGUAUACUAGCACUAUGCUGUAAAAUUAUUUAAAUCACUGGAAUAUUAGUCUUAUGAGUGUAAACGAUUCAAUAAAUGAAUGUAUCUGUCAGAA
Molecule: messenger RNA, 3647 nt
Organism: Oncorhynchus mykiss (rainbow trout)
Lineage: Eukaryota; Metazoa; Chordata; Actinopteri; Salmoniformes; Salmonidae
Gene: pfkfb2a
Product: 6-phosphofructo-2-kinase/fructose-2,6-biphosphatase 2a
Biological process (GO): fructose metabolic process; fructose 2,6-bisphosphate metabolic process
Cellular component (GO): cytosol
Molecular function (GO): ATP binding; 6-phosphofructo-2-kinase activity; fructose-2,6-bisphosphate 2-phosphatase activity
Source: RefSeq, a predicted model, not a curated record